AUGAACGUUCUUGUCGUCGCGGCUGAUCACUCCGAGGACAUCGAGCUCGUCAGUAUUAUUGACGUCCUCUCUCGCGCUGCCAUCAAGGUCACACUCGCUUCUGUGAUGGAGUCGAAGUCCAUUACGCUGGCACACGGAUUGAAGGUGAUGUGCGAUGCUCUGAUUGGAGAAGUCUCUGCGGUUGAAUACGACGCGGUGCUCCUUCCCGGUGGCAUGCCAGGAGCCGUUCAUCUCGGCAACAGCGAAGCGCUGAAGAAGAUUCUGCACAACGCCCGGGUGGGGAAAAAGCUGUACGGCGGAAUCUGCGCUGCUCCCGCCGUCGUUCUUGCUCCUAUGGGACUGUUGGAGGGUGUGGAUACCGUCACUUGCUACCCCAGCUUUGAGGAUAAGCUGCCCUCUUCGGUCAAGUACUCCACAAACGCUGUUGUGAAGUCAGAGAACUGUCUCACCAGCCGCGGCCCCGGCACCGCCAUCUACUUUGCGCUUGCCGUUGUUUCGAUUCUCAAGUCACCUGACCUGGCUGAGAGGCUCGCCAAGGCCAUGCUUGUGGAUCACAACAGGGAGAUGAACGACGUGCGCGCCAUCAAGUAA
Molecule: messenger RNA, 591 nt
Organism: Leishmania mexicana MHOM/GT/2001/U1103
Lineage: Eukaryota; Euglenozoa; Kinetoplastea; Trypanosomatida; Trypanosomatidae
Product: putative 4-methyl-5(beta-hydroxyethyl)-thiazole monophosphate synthesis protein
Exons: 1
Coding region: 1-591 (196 amino acids)
Biological process (GO): guanine deglycation, glyoxal removal; protein deglycation, glyoxal removal
Cellular component (GO): nucleus; cytosol
Molecular function (GO): protein deglycase activity
Source: RefSeq, a predicted model, not a curated record